Molecule: messenger RNA, 2706 nt
Organism: Onychostoma macrolepis
Lineage: Eukaryota; Metazoa; Chordata; Actinopteri; Cypriniformes; Cyprinidae
Gene: irf4l
Product: interferon regulatory factor 4 like
Exons: 8
Coding region: 74-1348 (424 amino acids)
Biological process (GO): immune system process; regulation of transcription by RNA polymerase II
Cellular component (GO): nucleus
Molecular function (GO): DNA-binding transcription factor activity, RNA polymerase II-specific; RNA polymerase II cis-regulatory region sequence-specific DNA binding; protein binding
Source: RefSeq, a predicted model, not a curated record
AAGACACAGGCACCAUCACAGCUCCUGCUAUUUGCAUUAUUGCACUGUAUACUGAAGUUUUGUCAAAGAGAGGAUGUCGGGAAGCUCCGGGAACGGGAAGUUGCGUCAGUGGCUGAUCGAGCAGGUGGACACUGGGAAAUAUCCCGGGUUAGUUUGGGAGGAUCGAGAGCGGACCGUCUUCCGCAUCCCGUGGAAACACGCAGGGAAGCAGGACUACAACAGAGACGAGGACGCCGCGCUCUUCAAGGCCUGGGCUCUGUUUAAGGGCAAGUAUCGCGAGGGAAUAGAUAAACCGGAUCCUCCCACCUGGAAAACCCGGCUCAGGUGCGCCUUGAACAAGAGCAGCGACUUCGAGGAGCUCGUGGGCCGAAGCCAGCUGGACGUAUCAGAACCGUUUAAGGUUUACCGCGUUAUUCCUGAGGGAACCAAAAGAGCACCAAAAUCAUAUGAGAAAGUUUCCACAAGCUCAGGUCACCAUAACUACCCGCUUUAUCCUUCAUAUGAACCUGUGGAGGGUCAGGUGUGUAACUUCCUGUCUGCUGCUGACAGGAGCUGGAGGGACUUCCUGUGUGAGCAGAACUCACUGUCUGACGUCCACUUCAGCCAGAACUCACGCUGGGACGCCGGUUACCAGAUAAAUGGCUCUUUCUAUAGUUGUACCACGUUUGACUCGCCUCCUUCUCCGUGCACUCUGGACGCCAGCAUGAGAUCAGCCGAGGCCAUGGCACUGUCAGACGCCCGUCUGCAGGUGACAGUGUUCAGUGGUGAGACUCCGGUCGCAGACGUCACUGUCACGAGCGCAGAGGGCUGUCGACUGGCUCCGCAUGACGACAACUGGACCUACAGCGGCCUGGGCGGCUCGGAGCUGGUUCCUCUCCCUCAGGCUGAGAGAGGAGCGCUGGAGGGGGGCGUCUUGCUCUGGAUGAUGCCCGAUGGCCUGUACGCCCGACGCUUCUGUCAGUGCAGGGUCUACUGCGACGGGCUGCACGCUAACCUGAGCACCAAACUCUGCAAACUAGAGCGAGAGCAGACCAGCAAACUACUGGACACACAGCUCUUCCUGACAGAGCUCCAGGGUUAUUUCCUGCAUGCUCGUCCUCCUCCACGUUUCCACGUGCAGCUGUUUUUUGAGUGCUGUGACCCCUCCACAGACAAGAGACCCCUGAUGGUCCAGGUGGAGCCGCUGUUUGCCCGUCAGCUGCUGCUCCUCCUCCAGCAGGGCGGCAUGAACUACAUGAGGAGCACCCAUGAACUUUCACCUCUGACCCCUGAGCAGGUUUACCCUGCCCACCAAAAUUAUCCUGUUGUCGGCGGACAUCAGACGCACGACAACUUCAUACAAGAGUGACCCCAAAAGAGUUAAAAGACAUUAAGACACCAUAUUUUUAAAAUACAGUUAAUAAUACACUUUACAAUAAGGUGUCAUUUGUUAACAUUAGUUAAUGUAUUAAAUAACAUUGAAUGAACAAACAAUGAACAAUGCAUUUAUUACACUAUUCAUCUUUGUUAAUGUCAGUUAAUGAAAAUACAGUUGGUCAUUGUUUAUUCAUAUUAGUUCACAGUGCAUUAAAUAACGUUAACAAACUCAACUCGUGAUUUUAAUAAUGCAUUAGUAAAUGCUGAAAUGAACAAUAACUAAGAUUAAUAAAUGCUGUAGAAGUUUUGUUCCUUCUUAGUUCAUGUUUACUAAUGUUGUUAACUAAUGUUAACUAAUGAACCUUAUUGCUCCUAGACUCUGGAAUUCUCUUCCUUAUAAUAUUAGAAAUGCAGAAUCUUUUAAUGUUUAAAUCUUUUUUGAAAACUCACUUUUUUAGACUUGCUUAUCUGUGAGUUGUUAGGUGCUGAGGGGAAGGGUAUUGUUUUUUAUCAAAUCUGCUGGUUUUUUUUUUCCUUCAUUGUGCUUUUAUUGUUACCCCUUUCCCUCUAUAUAUUUUGUACCCUCUUAAGUGUAAAGCGCCUUGAGAAUUAACUUUUAAAGGCGCUAUAUAAAAAUUAAAUGUAUUAUUAUUAUUGUAAAGUGUUACCAUAAUAUUAAUAACCCCAAGUCUAUGUUUAGGGUGUUUACUAUUGCCAAGCCACGUAGCAACUUAAUGCAUUAAUACAGAGUGUGCAAAAUCAAUCAAUCAAUCUGAAUUUAAAUAAAAAGGAAAAAUUAUUUUAUAAAUAUAUUUUAUAAGGAUAUAAUAAUAAUAAUAACACACACACAUACAAACACACACAUAUAUAUUCAGUAUAUAUAUAUAUAUAUAUAUAUAUAUAUAUAUAUAUAUAUAUAUAUAUAUAUAUAUAUAUAUACACACAUAUAAUUAAACAUUUUGAUAAAUAAAUGAAUAUUUCAAUGUCUGUGUAAUUAAUAACUUUUAUGUUUUUGUGCUUUAUAUUGGCUUGUACUGUUUUUAUGUUGUAAAACUGUGAUUCAACAGCAUCUCAGGGACAAAAUCUGUUUAAAAUGAAUGUAUAUGGUUGGAAUAAAAUAUCCACAUAAUAUUGCACAAUAUGUAAACGGGACCUACCAUUAAAAAAAUUGUAUGUGAAACCAUAUACAGUAUUAUGCAAUGAUAUAACAUUUCAGGAACUACUACUUUUCAAUCAAAUAAACGAUACACAAUUGUACUUCUAACAAAGGUUCAUAAAUGCUUUUAUGAGUUCUUAAUGUAAACUGUUAAGUAUUAAAUAUUAAAUAUAUAUUCAAUCAAUGAAACUUGA